Messenger RNA from Trypanosoma rangeli, 2295 nucleotides. RefSeq lists its product as uncharacterized. Bases 1 to 2295 code for a protein of 764 amino acids. The record is from RefSeq and is a predicted model, not a curated record. Lineage: Eukaryota; Euglenozoa; Kinetoplastea; Trypanosomatida; Trypanosomatidae. The transcript has a single exon.
AUGAACCUGAUGGACGAUGACUCCUCCACCUACUGCUCACGCCAAACACGCAGAUCAAUGUCACCUUCACAAACACCAGAGCAGUGCUCUGCUGCUCUCGAGCAAUCUCCAGAGGUUGUUUCUACUGGUUCCGCGGCUCACAGUUCCAUGAGUACAAUGACUGCAACGUCGGAUACCCAGGAGGCGGAGCAGGCGAACCUUUCCGCUCAGGCCCACGGCGGCGAGGCUAACCCGUCAAGAUCUGCGGCGCAUGCGUUUCCGGCAAAGCCAACCCCAGUCGGGGGGCUGGCGAGCACUGAAGGUGUGGGUGUCUCAGAUGGGGAGGGCGCUGCUGAGCCCAAUAAUUUAGCGGGAACCGAUGAUGGGGCAUCUUCUAUAGAAUUUGCCGUGGAUAACGAGACUUUCCGUACAUCCAAGUCGCCCCCACCGAGUACCUUCCUAUUUGUGCGGGAUUCCCCCGUCGAAACGUUUCACAAGGGCAGUCUGCAUCCUCAGCAGUUUGGAGAUUAUGGCAGGCGCAGUGCAAAUAUCACCCAUGGGAACAAGACAAAAAAGGAUAAUGUGCACGAAUGGAGCACAUGCGCUAAAGAGCGCAGCUGUAAAAAUAAAAAGCACGCUGAGGAGGCGCAUAGAAUUUCCUCUUGGCUUCCGGAAGAGAAGGCAGUGACAGCGCCUGUCUAUAGGCGGCGAGCACUGGUGGAGAGUGAAAGUCGCUUGCAGAGCGGUCGCAAGGGGCGGGCUACUCCAGGGUCAAGCGCUUCACGGCGUGGAGGGAGCGCUGGGUCGGGGUCACAACGCGGUGGUCAGGGAAGUUGCGCCUCGUUGGACUCCAAAAAUGCCGCACGAACAAGCAGCCACCGUAGAAGAGGUAACUCGUCAUGCCCUGCAGUGCCCAUGCGUAGCCUUUCAGAGGACAACAAACCCCGGAAGAGAUGGGGGUCGCAUGGUGCACUUUCUGGGCGCUCCUACAUCUCGGAUAACAGCCUGGGACGUGAGAGAAAAGGAUUUGAGCGGCGUGGUGUACCACUUUCCCCGUAUCGUGGUAGGGCAUCUUAUUCACCUCGUCGUCCACACGGCAGCGCCAGUUUGCAUCAGACGCAGGCUACACCGUUGCGGCGUGGGGCUGUUCAUAGCCCGGCGUUAGAGCGGUUGAGACGGUAUCGUUCGCUAGAGUUCUCAACACCUGGGCGACGUAAAGAAAAGGAAGAAAUUGUGACUAUGCUAGUUGAUGAGAUGGACAUGGUCUGCAAUGAGGUUAAGGAGUUUGAUAUGACAACGGAAUACGCGAUGCUUCGAAAUCCCUUUGAACGUUUGUAUCAUAUGAACAACCGCCGUGACCGAGACGAACGUCGCAGUCGUAUUCUUCACUACAUGAAACUAGAUGAGGCUAAACGGCGUCUGCUGGCAGAAAAUGACGAAGUUGAGAGGCGGCGUCACGAGUGGCGCAGGGAACACGAACGGCAAUACGAGGAGUUAUUUGACCGUCUUCAUUUUGAAGCCUCUACCCGGGGGGAGAGUGGUCAAAUUGACAGGUUCCAAAGCACACGAAAUGGAAAUGCGACUGCUGCAAACGACGCCUUGUUUGAACGUCUCUACAAAGAGGCUGUUGAAUCCAUGACAGCGAAGCAGGAACGGGCCCGCAGGGCAGAACUGGAACGGGAGCAGAAGGAGUUGGAUGAGACGCUUCAUGCCAGGAUUCUCGCCCGACUAGAGAUGGAGGCACGCACACAACGGCUAUUAACACCGCGGGAGCGAGAGACACGAGCCACCGCCAUACAAAGCGAACUGCUUCAAAAUCCCGAUCAACUGCGGGAGUAUCUCAGAAUGAAUCGUCUCUCCAAGAAGGAAGAGAAACUGAUGGCGUGGCGACUCACUCGACAGGGGUACAAAAGCGCAGCGAAGCUUGCACAAGAAAGGGAAAAAAAGGAACUGGAAGGGUGCACGUUUCAACCCAGGACAAACAAAAAAUUUAACAUGCGAUGCUGUUCGGCGGCUGGAAGCUACGGUAGAGCCACUUUGGCGUCGUUGUCUUGGGGAAAGAAGGUCGAUGCCAACCCGGCUCCAGCCACCUCCCCGCAACGAUCUUCAUCUCGCUCCCAAAAACUAGUUUGUGAGGAAUUGUAUAGAAGAGGUGUCAAGCAGCGCGAACGACAGAAGGCUCUUGUCGAGGAGGCAGAUAAGCAGAAAAGACUUUCACUGCUGAAAGCCAAACUUAAGGAGGACCACCACUUUCGCCGACGUGUAGAACUAGAUCCAUCGUUGGCUCAACGAUUUAUGGCCUCAUUGGCAGUGUAA